UCAACUUAACUUGGAUCCUUCCAGUUUCCAUCCAUAUAGUGAAGACGAAUUCUAUCCGUAGCUAACCAAAAUGUCGUCAGAACCUAUCCUAAGCGGCAGCCAACUGACAGAAAAGAUAGAUAUUCUACGGAAAGAAGUGCUGACAUAUGAGCCAGGCAAGGUAUCAACGUGUGCAGAUCGAGUUGGAUUCCCAGAAAAUCUUUAUAUAGGGCUCUUCGGCCGGACGGGAUGCGGAAAGACGUCACUGAUCAAUUCACUCAAGUUUGCUGCCCAUGGCAAACUGCGACGAUCACAAUGGCAGCAGGCUGCGGGCCAGGAGAAGGCUGGAGGACACACCAUGUUCAGAAAGCUAGCUGAUAUUACCAAGAAGAUUUUUGUGAUCGACAACCGGGGUCUUGAUGAUCCAAAUACUGAAAAAGCGAUUGAAGAAAUAGCUGCACAACUAGAUGGAAAACGUGGUUAUUCCGAGUGUAUAGAGUGGCAGAGAGCCAGCGAUGAUCUCAAGGAUGAAGACCUGGAUCUGAGCGACCUCGAUUUCAAUUUGGGACAUCCAAUUGGCUGUGCUGCCUUUGUUUUCAGCGCCCGGCAUGACUUGGAUAGUAAUACUAAUGGACUAGCUGAGGUCAUUGAUUUCCUACAUGGCCAUCAGGGACGCUACCCGGUAGCUAUCAUAACUCAUGUUGAUACCGCAGAGAAGAACCACGUGGAGGAUCUCAAGACUGUCCUACGGGUCUCUGGAGUAAGCAGCAUUUUCGAAGUGGCAAACCUGACCACAGAGAAUUUUGUUUUGGAGGAGCCCUACCAGCACAGUCUGCUCUCUCUCCUGGAGCAGUGCAUGGCGGAAGGAGAUUCGACUCUCAUCUCAAAGCAUUACCAGCGCAAGGAGCAACAGCGCAAGAAGGAGAUUAAGAGUAGGCUGGAAGAGGUGAGACGAAAGCAAGAGGUACGAACAGUAGAAGGAUGUCGACAAACGGCAGAGAAGGAGCGCAUUGAGAGAGAGAAUCAGAUGAUAAGAGAGUUGAAGGAGCGAUUGAGCGGGAACGGGAACGGGCUGAGAAGCUGGAGAGAGAAAGGCGGAAGCAAGAGAAGGAUCGACGCUAUCAAGAAGCCAUUACAAGGGUAGAGGCCGAAAAGCAGGCGGAGGUCUGCCGAAUCAUGAAAUCUAAUAACAAUAGACGACGGUGGUUGUAAAAUAAUGUAAUGGAAGCUGUUAUCAUGUAAAGAAUAAUAUAUGAAUCUAAUGCCCGUUGUAAGAGAGACAUGAGGCAGUUUUCGCAACCGGCGACGAGGCCUUCUACAACGCUAAUCUUAGCGGGGGGUUGCACUCAUAGCGAAAAUUUCCGCGUAGCGUCCAAACCUACGACGGUAUUCAGCCUGAUUAGCGUCGGGUGUCGAGCUAGUACGGAGUGGCGAGCUAAUUUACAUACCCCGUAGU
Molecule: messenger RNA, 1435 nt
Organism: Strongylocentrotus purpuratus (purple sea urchin)
Lineage: Eukaryota; Metazoa; Echinodermata; Echinoidea; Camarodonta; Strongylocentrotidae
Exons: 5
Coding region: 71-1123 (350 amino acids)
Source: RefSeq, a predicted model, not a curated record